Messenger RNA from Trichoderma breve, 1014 nucleotides. Its product is annotated as septin domain-containing protein. The coding region runs from base 1 to 1014 and encodes 337 amino acids. Gene Ontology annotation, biological process: cytoskeleton-dependent cytokinesis. The record is from RefSeq and is a predicted model, not a curated record. Gene Ontology annotation, cellular component: cell division site; microtubule cytoskeleton; septin ring. NCBI's taxonomy places the organism in Eukaryota, Fungi, Ascomycota, Sordariomycetes, Hypocreales, Hypocreaceae. The transcript is spliced from 3 exons. Gene Ontology annotation, molecular function: GTP binding; molecular adaptor activity; GTPase activity.
AUGGCCACUCCCUCCACCAUCACGCCCUCCAGCCAUGUCGGUUUCGACAGCAUCACGUCGCAGAUUGAGCGCAAGCUGCUGAAGCGCGGAUUUCAGUUUAACGUUAUUUGCGUUGGCCAGACUGGCUUGGGCAAGUCGACGCUCAUCAACACCAUCUUCGCCUCGCACCUCAUCGACUCAAAGGGUCGUCUGCAGCCCGACGAGCCUAUUCGCUCCACCACCGAGAUUCAGGGGGUCUCUCACCUCAUUGAGGAGAACGGUGUCCGUUUGAGGCUCAACAUUGUUGAUACCCCUGGAUACGGAGACCUCGUCAACAACGACCGCUGUUGGGAUCCCAUCGUCAAGUACAUCAAGGACCAGCACUCCGCGUACCUGCGAAAGGAGCUUACCGCUCAGCGAGAGCGUUACAUCCCCGACACGCGCAUUCACUGCUGCCUGUUCUUCAUCCAGCCUUCUGGCCACUCUCUCAAGCCCAUCGAUAUCGUCGUCUUGAAGAAGCUGUCCGAUGUUGUCAACGUUGUGCCCGUCAUUGCCAAGGCGGAUACCCUGACUGUCGAGGAGCGAUUGGAAUUCAAGGAGCGUAUCAAGGCCGAGUUUGCCUUCCACAACCUCAAGAUGUUCCCGUACGAUAACGAGGAGUUUGACGACGAGGAGCGAGCUUUGAACCAGCAGAUCAAGAGCUUGGUUCCUUUUGCGGUUGUUGGCUCUGAGAAGAACAUCAUUGUCAACGGCAAGCAGGUCCGCGGUCGUCAGAACCGCUGGGGCGUCAUCAACGUUGAGGAUGAGAACCACUGCGAAUUCGUCUACCUGCGAAACUUUUUGCUCCGAACCCACCUCCAGGACCUUAUCGAGACCACCUCUCAGAUCCACUACGAGACAUUCCGCGCCAAGCAGCUGCUUGCGCUGAAGGAGAGCAGCGCACACGGUGGUGGUGCCGCCAGCAGACCGAUCAGCCCUGCGGCUGACCGUGAGAUGAGCCGGGGCUCCCAGCGAAUGGGCAUGAACGGAUACUAA